CAUCAUACAAGUUAAAAACAUAAAACACCAUAAGUGAUUGUUAUCUGUUUCAGUCGAGGAUAAAUUUUUUUUUUUAAAUACAUUAUUACUAAUGUCGUUAUAGUUGAAAAAGCUCAAAAACUACAAAAUGAUUUCCAAGCAAUUUUUGAUAUUAUCGAUCGUUAUAGUUUCCUUAGUCCACUGCAUAUCUUGUAGGCCAGACAAUACAAACGGUGUCAAAUUCGUACAAACUGCAUCAAAAACGUCUCGUAGUCCAGUUUCAACCAACCAUAAUGGUACAAUGAAGUCCAGUUCAAACAAAUCCGUCAGUGCGAAUAAUAAUAAUUCUUCAACGAUCAAACCGGAAGCUGGGUUUGCGUCAAGAGAGGUUAAACCAAAACGAAUUUCAAGGCUGUCUAGUUUAAGUAAAGCUGCCAUCAAGCCCGUAUCGAGUAUUGCUUCUGGAGGCUUUCGGAUUUUACAAGGACUAUUGUCGAGAUUCAGAAGCAUAUUUACAAACGCCAGUAAAAAUGCUUCUUCGAAUAAACUAACCUCAACUUAAAUGUUACAAAGUAUUACACUUCUGUACCGUAGCGAUUUGAUGUUCAUAAAACAAUAUAAUUUACCAUGACGGUAUUAUUUAAACGACA
This is a messenger RNA of Sipha flava (yellow sugarcane aphid), 629 nucleotides long. RefSeq lists its product as uncharacterized. Lineage: Eukaryota; Metazoa; Arthropoda; Insecta; Hemiptera; Aphididae. Bases 128 to 541 code for a protein of 137 amino acids. The transcript has 3 exons. The record is from RefSeq and is a predicted model, not a curated record.